This is a messenger RNA of Anopheles nili, 2489 nucleotides long. Its product is annotated as coiled-coil domain-containing protein 170. The transcript has 10 exons. The coding region runs from base 1 to 2403 and encodes 800 amino acids. The record is from RefSeq and is a predicted model, not a curated record. NCBI's taxonomy places the organism in Eukaryota, Metazoa, Arthropoda, Insecta, Diptera, Culicidae.
AUGUCGGGUAAAGGUGACGAUGAGUCGACGGGAAACAGCGACAAGGAUUGGGAAAUAUUCGACGUUCUGUGCGGUGAAGAGAACAUGCCAAAACACCACACCGCACACUCUCCGGUGCACCAUCACCAUCACCCACCACCAUCCUGCAAUGAUCACCUGGCGCACUCGAUCGAUCUGGCCACGACGCUUCGUAGCGAACUGGCCGCAUCGACGUACAAACGGGACCGGCUUAUGGCGGAGCUUUCGGACGUGAAAAGCUCGCUGUGCGCGAAGGAAAGCGAAUGCGAGUCCUUACGCGCCCAAAGCGCUCGUCAGACGUCCCUAAUAGGAUCUCUGCAGCAAAGGCUAGCGGCAGCGGAACAGCGUGAAAAAACGCUACACAGCCGCAGUGAAACCGUCGUUCACACGCUGCACCGUGAUAAGGGUCAUCUGGAGGAGAAGAUCAAGGAACUGGGCGCAAAAUUGCACCGUUUGCAAUGCGAGCUGACGAAGGAAGAGGGCUUGCGAGAUCAGGCCCGCUGUCAGCUGCAGGAUUUGGUGCGUCGACUCUGUCUUGUGCUCGGGGUGGAUGUGUGCGAUGGAGCACAUCUAACACCGGAAUGUGUGCUUGGAAAAACGGGCGAAACCGUGUCGGAAGUGCAGCGAUUGCGGGCUAAGCUGGCUGGGACUUGCGAGAACUUGUCGUCAGCGGAAUCGGAGCUGUUGAGCACGAAGGCGGCUGCAUCGGCGGAGAAAACGCGGUUACACACCCAGAUCGAAGGAUUGCAGUCAUUGUCGCAAGGACUCGAGGGUCGAUGUCGACAGGCUGAGAGAGAUUUGCAGGUGACGCGAGAUCGCCUAGCCGAGUGUGAGGUUAACGGGGAUAAGCUAAGAGAGGAGCUGCGAGGAUUCGAAUCACGCUGCUGCCGGUUACAGAACAGCUACGAUCGAUUGCAGAGCGAACGGUUGCAGUUUCUGCGCACGAUCGCGACGAUCGUUGGCGUCAGCGAGCCGUGUGAGAACAACCUGAGGGACAAAAUUCGGGACCUGACCAACCAUAACCAGGCACUGCAUGACCAAAUGGCACAAUGUCGCGAGCAGCAUCACCAGGAAGCGGCCAAGCAUCGGGAACAUCAAGAAGCAAGCGCUUGCAGGUUGAAGAGCGAAGAACAACACCGUAUGAACCUGGAGGAGCGACUCGAGAAGGCAUGCCACGAGCUGCAACACUUCCGUUCUGAGCACACAACGCUGAGCGAGUACUUGCUGAGGUUAGCAAGAGCUCUCUGCUGGAGCGAAUGCACGGAACCACCGGCCCCAGGCAGUGACACAACGAUCCUGAGCGAGACUCUACUCGAGCGAGCGGAACGUCUCGCAAAUCACCACGAACACCACGUGCACGGUAUCUGCGAUAAGAACUGCUGGGAGUCCAUGAACCAUCACCAUCAUCACCAUCACACCACGCAUUCCCAUUCGGCGACGAAGCUGCGCCGGGAGCGGUCCUGUACCGAUCUGCCGCUCAAGGAAAGCUCCACCCUGUACCAUAUGCAGCGCAAGGUGCGCGUGCUGAAGGAGCAGAUCCAGCGGCGCGAUCUCCAUCUCGAGCUGCUGCGGCGCAAGAUCGCCCUGCUGGAGGAUAACGCAAGGGGGAAGGCCACACUACAAACCGAGCGCGAUGAGGCGAUGCAUAAGGCGCGCAAGAACUCGAAGCAAGCCGAACGAACCACGCAGCAGCUGUCGGAGGUGAAGGCUCAGCUGGCUGAGGUGAAGCUACAGUUGACGGAAGCGUCUGAGUACAAGAUCACUGCGCUGGAGCGAGCUCGCAAAUGUGACGAGUUGCAGGCACGUUUGUGCGAUCUGGAAACGGAACGGGAACGUCUUGUGGGUCAGUUGGCGGCGUACAAAUCACGUGCUCGAUCUGCCGUUGAGACGUCGCAUGAUCGGAGAGUGCGGGAUGAACACGCGAUGUCGCAUCUUCGAGAGGAGCUGUCUCGCGUAAAGUCGCAGCUAGCCGACACGAACCAUCGCUUGUCUCAGCUGCAAGUCUUCCGAACAUCGGUCGCAAAAUUGCUACAUGUGGCGGAUUGUGCGGAUUCCGAUAUCCUGCAAAAGCUGCAGUCGGUGUGCAACGGGCACGGGCAUCACCAUCAUCACCAUCGGCAUCACAGUGCGUCGAAUUUGUCGCGAAGAUACGAUUCAUCUUCACCGUUGGCCACCGGAGACAUGCACGUGUCCCGGUACGAUGACCUUACUUCGGGCGGUGGUGGCAGAGGAGAUGGAGGAGGAGGAGGAGGAGCUGGAUCACAGUCCCUCGGUUGUCGGCCACUCAGCUCAAGCCCGGUUCAUAACCGGCGAUAUAUCGACUCGGGCUUCAACGAUCACGAUCACCAUUUUGAUGAUGAUUUCGAUUUUCAUAAGAAAUAUUGAGCCUCCGGCAGAAGGUGGCUAGCUGAAACGUAACCACACGUGUGUUCGGUGUAACAAUGCACUGCCGGGUAGGAUAGAUGCGAUUA